Messenger RNA from Myodes glareolus (Bank vole), 4927 nucleotides. The record is from RefSeq and is a predicted model, not a curated record. NCBI's taxonomy places the organism in Eukaryota, Metazoa, Chordata, Mammalia, Rodentia, Cricetidae.
GGAAACUGAGAUCCGGAGCGGCGGGGAGCUCUAGGGACAGGCUGUCGCCGACCUUUGCUUAUCGUCCGUCCUCUCAUUAAAUCCCCGUCUGCCAGAGACCUUUUCGCCGCCUGCGUGGUCGAGAUAGCGGCGCGGACAGUCCGUGACCUUUUACAGGCUCUGACUCGCCCAGCACCAGCCCCUGCCUCGCCACCCUCUAGGACUGGGAGAACGCGCCUGUGACGUCAUCGAAUUCCGAGUCCGGCCUCCGCCGCUGACGUCACAGAGGGGCAGCGCUGAGUCGCAGCGUUCCUAGGGGGACGUGAGCACGAGAGGCCAGAAAGUGGCCCAGCAAGGAGGAAGCCUUGCGGUUCCCAUCAGUACGUAGGAGCAGAACUACAACUCCCGACGCUCCCUGCACCUGUGCAAGAGAGCGCGACAAACUUUUGGACGAGAUUGCUAUCUCCUUGGUCCAACCAGAAGGCCGACUUUAGAGCGUCAUCCCACCCCUCUGUGAUUCUCAGGGCUGCUUCCUCGCGCGAGUGACGGGCUUCGCUGCCUUCUAGGGUUCAGAUUCCUCUGACGGACGUCCGAACCGAGGAAUCCGAGCUCGGAGAAGUCCAGAGGGUGUUGAAAAGCGUGGACGGUAGCCAAUAGUAUGCUGAAAGCGUCCGGCGCCGUCCAAUCGCUGCUCUGGAGCCCCGCCCCGACGCGUGACGCAGUAGGGUGGGUAGCAACAGUUGCCCCGGUGAGGGAAACGGAGGCGCCAUAGCCACGGUAGUCGUGGCGACCAAGCAACCCAGCAACGCCAGUCAACAACAACAACCGAGGCCGCCCCCCGCCCCCACGCCCCCGGCCCGGCCUGGGGACCCCGGCGCGCUCGGUCCCCUCUGCACAGAGCCCACGCACCUCCUCAAAGCCUUCCGCGGACACAAGUGCGGAGAAGCCGAGGAAGAGGAAAACCGCCUUAUUUAUUAUCAUUCACUGUUGGCAUGGCAACACAGUCCUAUGUUACUGAGCUACAGGCAGCCCCUCAAGCAUCCCAGCCGCCACAAGCCCCACCCCAGGCCCUGCCCCAGCCACCACCCCCAGCAGCACCCCAGCCUCCUGCUGCAGCAACUCCCCAGCCCCAGUAUGUCACCGAGCUGCAGAGCCCCCCGCCGCAGACGCAGCCUCCGGGUAGCCAGAAGCAGUAUGUGGCUGAGCUUCCAGCUGCCCCUGCACCCUCACAGCCUGCCACACCUGCCCCAUCCCCUGUGGCUCAGCAGUACAUCGUGGUCACUGUCUCGGAAGGUGCCAUGCGAGCUAGUGAGACUGUGUCAGAGGCCAGCCCCAGUUCCACAGCAAGCCAGACCGGUGUCCCCACCCAGGUGGUACAGCAGGUGCAGGGCAGCCAGCAGCGGCUGCUGGUCCAGGCAAGUGUGCAGGCUAAGCCAGGCCACGUGUCACCCCUGCAGCUUACCAAUAUCCAGGUGCCACAGCAGGCUCUCCCCACACAGCACCUGGUGGUGCAGAGCACAGCACCGGGCACAAAGGGUGGCCAGGUCUCCCUGACGGUGCACAGUGCCCAGCAGGUGCACUCUGCCUCUGAGAGGUCACCAGUGCAGGCCACCAACUCCACCAGCAAGACAGCUGGGGCUCCUGCGGGCACUGUGCAGCAACUACAGGUCCACAGCGUCCAGCAGAGCGUCCCUGUCACCCAAGAGAGGUCAGUAGUCCAGGCCACUCCACAGACCAAAGCUGGCCCGGUACAGCAGCUGACCGUGCAGGGACUACAGCCAGUUCACGUUGCUCAAGAGGUGCGUGUCUCAUCUCUCUGUGUCGGGGCAGUCAGACUGGUGCUGGGCUGUGAUUCACUGAUCAUGGCCUCAUGUCUGAUUCUCGGCAGCCGCUCUAGCACCUACCCCUACCCUGAGACGCCGAUCUACACACAGCCAGCAGGCACCAGCUACUAUGAGGCUUCAGGCACAGCCCCCCAGGUCAGCACACCCGCUACUUCCCAGACUGUGGCCAGCAGCGGCUCAGUGCCCAUGUAUGUGUCCGGCAGCCCGAUUGUCGCCAGCUCCUCCAGCAGCGAGGCUGGGGCCAGCAACAGCAGCGUGGGUGCAGGGGGCAGCGGGGGAGGUGGCAGCAGUGGCAGCGGCAGCGGCAGCGGCGGCAGCGGUGGAGCAGGCACCUACGUGAUCCAAGGCGGCUAUAUGCUAGGCAACGCCAGCCAGUCUUACUCCCACACCACCCGUGCCUCACCAGCCACAGUCCAGUGGCUCCUGGACAAUUAUGAGACCGCCGAGGGCGUGAGCCUGCCACGGAGCACUCUCUACUGCCACUACCUGCUGCACUGCCAGGAGCAGAAGCUGGAGCCCGUUAAUGCCGCCUCUUUCGGCAAGCUCAUCCGCUCGGUAUUCAUGGGUCUGCGCACGCGCCGCCUGGGCACCAGGGGCAACUCCAAGUACCAUUAUUAUGGCUUACGGAUCAAAGCUAGCUCGCCCCUGCUGCGGCUGAUGGAGGACCAGCAACACAUGGCCAUGCGAGGCCAGCCUUUCUCCCAGAAACAGAGGCUCAAGCCCAUCCAGAAGAUGGAGGGCGUGGCCAACGGUGUUGCCGUGGGGCAGCAGAGCACAGGGCUGUCAGACAUCAGCGCCCAGGUGCAGCAGUACCAGCAGUUCCUGGAUGCCUCCAGGAGUCUCCCUGAUUUUGUUGAACUGGACCUCCAGGGCAAAGUGCUGCCUGAGGGCGUCGGCCCCGGGGACAUCAAGGCCUUCCAGGUCCUGUACCGGGAACACUGUGAGGCCAUUGUGGAUGUCAUGGUAAAUCUCCAGUUCACACUGGUGGAAACGCUAUGGAAGACCUUCUGGAGAUAUAACCUUAGCCAGCCUAACGAGGCGCCACCGCUGGCCGUGCAUGAUGAGGCAGAGAAGCGGCUGCCCAGAGCCAGCCUGGUGCUCCUCUCCAAGUUCCAGCCCGUGCUGCAGUGGACCAAGCACUGUGACAAUGUGCUGUACCAGGGCCUGGUGGAGAUCCUCAUCCCUGACGUUCUGCGGCCCAUCCCCAGUGCCUUGACCCAAGCAAUCCGGAACUUUGCCAAGAGCCUGGAGAGCUGGCUCACCCAUGCCAUGGUGAACAUCCCUGAGGAGAUGCUGCGGGUGAAGGUGGCAGCAGCCGGCGCCUUUGCACAGACGCUGCGGCGCUACACGUCACUCAACCACUUGGCACAGGCAGCGCGGGCCGUGCUGCAGAAUACCGCGCAAAUCAACCAGAUGCUGAGCGACCUCAACCGUGUGGACUUCGCAAAUGUGCAGGAGCAGGCCUCGUGGGUGUGCCGCUGCGAGGACCGUGUGGUACAGCGUCUGGAGCAGGACUUCAAAGUGACGCUGCAGCAGCAGAACUCACUGGAGCAAUGGGCUGCCUGGCUGGACGGCGUCGUGAGCCAGGUGCUCAAGCCCUACCAGGGCAGUUCAGGCUUCCCCAAGGCUGCCAAGCUCUUCCUCCUCAAGUGGUCCUUCUACAGCUCCAUGGUAAUCCGGGACCUGACCCUGCGUAGCGCUGCCAGCUUCGGCUCCUUCCACCUUAUCCGGCUACUCUAUGAUGAGUACAUGUACUAUCUGAUCGAGCACCGUGUGGCCCAGGCCAAGGGCGAGACCCCAAUCGCCGUCAUGGGAGAGUUUGCAAACCUGACCUCCUCGCUGAAUCCCUUGGAUCCUGACAAAGACGAGGAGGAAGAGGAGGAAGAGGAAAGUGAAGAUGAGCUGCCACAAGACAUCUCGCUGGCGGCAGGCAGCGAGUCCCCUGCGCUGGGCCCAGAAUCCCUAGAGCCACCUGCGAAGCUGGCACGGACUGACACACGUGGCCUCUUCGUGCAGGCCCUGCCCUCCAGCUAAGCCCGAGACAUCCCUGCCCCAUCCACCCACCUACCCGCAGCUACUCUCCCUCCAAGGGUCAGGGUCAGUCCCUCCGAGCCAGGGUCCGGUCCCUCAGCUUUUGAGGCUUUACUGUCACCCUUCCAGCCCACACCAGAGCUGGAGAGGGUCCCUGUGACAGGGAAGGCUAGGGGAGCCUCCCCUCACACGGAGCCGGUACAAUCAUGGGCUGGGCUGGGCAGAACUGAAGCUGCAAACCCUGACACAAAAGACGUGCCUUAAGGAACCUGCCCAGGUGCCCUCUCUCCUGCCCAAGCUCGUAGCCCUGUUCCCCUACACCACCCCAGAGGGCAGCAGGCUGGCUCCUCCCCUGCGAACUGUUAAGUUAUUCUGCUCUCUGGCUUUGCACAGCCUGCCCGGGCAGACCCGAGCCCGGUCAGGCGCAGGUGGGUGGCACUCCAGGACACCCACUCUCAGCAGCAGCAGCCCCACUGCUCCCUUUCUUGGUAUAAGUGCAAUUAAAGCUGUGGGUGUCGCACCUUCUCCAGAGCUGGGUUCUCCUGGCCCCGCAGCCCAGAGAGGGGCAUAUUGUGAAGGGCCCCUGGCCUCCAGCUUCCAAAGAGGAGCAUCGGCUGGCUGCAGGGCCAGGUGCUCCAGACCUGAGGCCGCGCCCUGCGCCUUCCACCCUACCGGCUUGUGACCGAAACCUGCUCCCAGAGACGCUUCUCCUCUGUGCCGUGCCCCUGCCCCCUGUAACUAUUGUGUGAUUAGUGAGUGCCGCUUGAGCGGAGUCAGUAACUCGUUGGGUUUUUUUCCAACCAUCAUGGCCUUAUCCGUUCCCGUUUUCUCAGUGUCUUCAAUCUGUGAUAGAUGUUUAUGGAAAAAAAAAAAAAGGAAAUCUGGCCUAUUGUAUAGAAAUCACUAUUUUGUGUGCUCCGCGUGCUACAGCUUUUGGGGUGGUCCUGCACACUCCCCAUGGGGCCUCCCUUCCCAGUGGUGAAAGUAUCCAUGCGCGUGGUAGUUUAGUGUGCUGUUUUCUACCUUUUUGUAGUCUUUCUUAAAACAAUAAAUACUGCUGUGAUCUUUGUCUA